This is a messenger RNA of Adineta ricciae, 441 nucleotides long. Lineage: Eukaryota; Metazoa; Rotifera; Eurotatoria; Adinetida; Adinetidae. The record is from the annotation of a GenBank genome assembly.
AUGACUAAACUUACAGCAAGCCAAGAACGAGAAUUGCACGACGCUUUUGAUCUCUUCGAUAGUGAUCGUUCAGGACGAAUUUCCAAAAAUGAGCUGAAAAAAGUGUUGCACGCGUUAAACAUCAAAGCAAAUGAGAAGGAAUUAUCUCAGUUAAUGGCGCAAAUGGAUGCAGAUGGAAGUGGAGAAAUCGAUUUCGAUGAAUUUAAAAAAGUCAUGGCUGCUUCGUUUUUUAAGAAGUAUUCCAAACAAGAAUUAAUGAGUGCUUUUAAAAAAUUCGAUGCCGAUGGAAAUGGAUACAUAUCGACAAAGGAAUUAGCCGAUAUUCUAGCUCGUAUGGGUCGACAUUUAAGUCGAAGCGAUGUCGAAGCAAUGAUUAAAUCGUUAGAUACAAGCGGAGAUGGAAGAAUCUCGUUCGAAGAAUUCUGUGGAUUAUUUGAUUAA